Messenger RNA from Naegleria fowleri, 1311 nucleotides. RefSeq lists its product as uncharacterized. Gene Ontology annotation, molecular function: methyltransferase activity. NCBI's taxonomy places the organism in Eukaryota, Heterolobosea, Eutetramitea, Acrasida, Naegleriidae. The record is from RefSeq and is a predicted model, not a curated record. The coding region runs from base 1 to 1311 and encodes 436 amino acids. The transcript has a single exon.
AUGAACGCUAAAAGCAAUCCAGAAACAACCCGAAGAAAACGAGUGGAUUUAAAUUAUUCUUCGGAAAAUACUGAAACAAACUCGGAUUUGCCUUCUGUCCUUGAAUCUUUUCAAAAAUUAUGUGAUCAUUUGAAAAGUGAAGAAGAGUUAUUGGUUAUGCAAACAUUUUGUCAUGAUUAUAUUGAAAAAUUAUUACAACAACGAAAUGAAGAAUUGGAAGCUCUUUCCGAUGAACUGGAUCAAGAAUUCGAACGACAUGUUGAGAAUGAUCAUGUCAAUGACCAAGAUGAAAACUCCGAUGAAGAGGAUGACACCUCUCCCAACGAUGAUGAACAAAUCAAGAAUGCUCACUUGGCUAUCAAAUCCAAUUUAAAAACACUGCAAAGCAUCAAACAUUUCAUUCGUGAAAAAUUACCCAAUACCAAUGCCUAUGCACCCAAUGAGAGAUUUUACUUUCCAGGAGAAGUCUCUACAAGUGUUGAAAAUAGACAAUUUGAUGGCUACACGCGUUCAAACACCAUUCAUAUGGACGGUUUUCUGUAUGACAAUGAUGAAAUGAAUGAAUUAUUUCGACGUGGAGAGGUUCCACAAUUUUAUUGUGAAAAGUGUAAUUCAAGUAGUCACAUUAAGGAGAUGAAUAUUAUUUCACAUAGUUUCUCAUUGGACGAAUUGGCUUUUAUCUUCUCUUCCAACUGUAUGAAUAAGGAUUUUUGGAUUCGAAAUCGAAUUCUGGAGAAGAUUAAAUUGAGUUUAGGUAUUACGAAUUUGAAGGCACAAAAGGAUGACUACAAACUCUUGACCAGAAAAAAUAUGAAGGAUCAUGGUAUUGUACUAAUGGACGUUGGAAGUAGGUUAGGUUCUGUCCUCUACUAUGUCUACUUAUUUAUUGAUCCACUCUCUGUGAAGCAGCUCAUUGGUGUGGAAAUUAACGAAUUUUUUGCCAAACUUCAACAAGAGACUGUCACAAAAUUUAAAAUGGGAGAGAAGAUCAAAAUUCUGAAUUCAGACAUCAUGCAAGAGCAAGAUCUUGUGAAGCAAUGUGAUAUUUUGGUCAUGCACAAUGUUUUUGAGUGGUUCUUUUCUCAGAAGGAAAAUCAAGAGAUUUGGAAAAGGCUUAAAACAGAGUUUUUGACACGAAAGGGGCUUCGGCUCAUUACGUGUCCUUCCAUACAGCAGUCCCUGGAUGAUGCUGCCCUCACCGAUGUACUGUCCAUUGAUGGAUGGUUAAAGGAAAUUCCUCUCAAUUAUCCUGAUGACGAAACGACAGGCGAAAAAUUGUACACUGAAAUCCACAUGUACGAAGUUUUAUAA